Acanthosepion pharaonis is the source of this 927-nucleotide messenger RNA. NCBI's taxonomy places the organism in Eukaryota, Metazoa, Mollusca, Cephalopoda, Sepiida, Sepiidae. The record is from the annotation of a GenBank genome assembly.
AUGAGUUCGAUCCCUCUCAGCCAAAUCUUUCUCUAUUAUUUUCUUACCUUUAAUCUUUUACUCAUUCGUCUGCUUUUUUUAUCUACUUUUUCUUCCUUUUAUUCGUUCUCUUUUCUUUCAUUCUUUCAUUCUUAUUCUUCUUUUUCAUUUAGCUUUUAUCUCCCUCUUUUACCUAUUCUGUUAUUUGUUUUUUUUUCAUUACUUUCUUCUUCUUCUUCUUUCUUCUUCUUCUUUCUUCUUUUUCUUAUUUCUUCUUUCUUCUUCUUUCUUCUUUUUCUUAUUUCUUCUUUCUUCUUCUUCUUCUUCUUCUUCUUCUUUCUUCUUCUUAUUUCUUCUUUCUUUUUCUUCUUCUUCUUUCUUCUUAUUCUUCUUCUUCUUCUUUCUUCUUCUUCUUCUUCUUCUUCUCAUUCAUUGUGGUUUUCUUCUUACGUCUUUUUUCUAUUUUUUCUUUCUUUGCUUCUUAUUUUUCCGUUCUUCUCUUUUUCAUUUUUCUCUCAGCUUCAUUCAUUUAUCCUAUUUCGAAUCCUUUUAUGUUAUUUUAAUUCAAUGCAUUCUACUUCGUUCAUAAACUCCUUUUAUUCUUCUUGCUUCAUUUUUCUGCUUUUUAAUUUCUACUUAUUCUUUCCUCUUUCCUCUUUUUCUUCUUAUUUUUUUUAUUUUCAUACUUUAUUUCAUGUCAUUCGACUACGUAUUUUUGUUGUUGUUGUUAUUGCUCUUUUUCCUUCUUCUUCUUCUUCUUCUUCUUCUUCUUCUAAAUUCUAUUCCUCGCGCUUUUGCUCCUCUUCUUUCUUUGUACUUUCUCUCCCCCACCACACACAAUUUCUUCCCUGCCAAAUCUUUGACAGGUCAAAAACCGCCCUCCUCUAUCCUUUUCAAAACACGACAGCCAUUCGUGACACAUCGUUGUCACUGGGCCAUCAGCAAUAA